Molecule: messenger RNA, 482 nt
Organism: Staurois parvus
Lineage: Eukaryota; Metazoa; Chordata; Amphibia; Anura; Ranidae
Source: the annotation of a GenBank genome assembly
AUCGGUGGUGCGCUGUGCUCCUCGGACACAGCGGAUCAGCGAUCAACGGAAAGAGCUGAAAGAUGUCGGCUCGGUCAUGUGAUCAGUUGUGUCCAAUCACAGCUGAUCACAUAGGAGAGCCGGUGAUCGGCAUUCCUCAGAGGGGACAUGUACACUGAUCAUCAGGGCACUGAUGAUCAGUGUGCCCUGAUGAUCAGUGUAGCCCCAGCAGUGCCACCUGUCAGUGUCCAUCAAUGCCAGCUGUCAGUGCUCAUAAGUGCCACCUGCCAGUGCCCAUCAGUGCAACAUCAAUGCCACAUAUCAGUGCCUACCAGUGCACAUCAAUACCACAUAUCAGUGCCCAUCUGAGCUGCAUUUCAGUGUCACUUAUCAGUGCCAGUCAGUGCCACCUACCAGUGCCUCCUCAUCAGUGCCACCUAUCAGUGCCCAUCAGUACAGCCUAUCAGUGCCCAUCACUGCAGCCUCAUUAGCGCACAUCAGUG